Cyclopterus lumpus (lumpfish) is the source of this 2352-nucleotide messenger RNA. RefSeq names its product HHIP-like 2 (gene hhipl2). The transcript is spliced from 9 exons. The record is from RefSeq and is a predicted model, not a curated record. NCBI's taxonomy places the organism in Eukaryota, Metazoa, Chordata, Actinopteri, Perciformes, Cyclopteridae. Bases 1 to 2142 code for a protein of 713 amino acids.
AUGUUGCUCGUCGUGGUCCGGCCACUGUCCGCUCAUCCUCAGUGUCUGGACUUCGAGCCACCUUUCAAACCGCCGUGGCACCUGGAGUUCUGCACCCAGUACGAGCUGUUUGGCUGCUGCGACCAGAACACGGACAACACGAUAGCGGAGAGGUACUGGGACAUUGUUGACCAGCUGGAUGCGUCGGGUCACGAGCUCUGUGAGGACAUGUUGAAGGAAAUCAUGUGCCAGGAGUGCUCUCCGUAUGCCGCCCACCUCUAUGAUGCCGAGGACCCCUACACGCCUGUCAGAGAGCUGCCUGGCCUCUGCUUCGCCUACUGCUCCGAGUUCCACGGCAAAUGUCGCCAUGCGGUUAAAUAUUUAACCGGGAACCAGCUGCUGCAGGACACGUCCGAGCGAGACGCGUCCACGUUCUGCAGCCUGGUCGACUUGUCCGACCGGGACUACUGCUACCCCAACGUCUUGAAGAGCCCCAACCUCAACAGCAACCUGGGAAGGGUGGCGGAGGACCCCAGAGGGUGUCUCCAGGUGUGCCUUACAGAGGUGGCCAACAACCUCAGGAACCCCGUGUUGAUGCUCCACAGCAGCGACGGCACACAUCGCAUGUUCAUCGCCGAGCAGGUGGGCUUUGUGUGGGUUUACCUGCGUGACGGCAGCCGGCUGGAGCAGCCCUUCCUGGACAUGAGCGGGGAGGUGAUGACGACGCCCUGGCUGGGGGACGAGAGGGGCUUCCUGGGCAUGGCCUUCCACCCCGAGUACCGGGACAACGGGCGCUUCUUCAUCUACUACUCGAUCCAGGUCAACAGUGAGCGGGAGAACGUCAGAGUCAGUGAGAUGAAGGUGUCUGCCCACGAUAUGAACAUGGCCGAUCCGUACUCAGAGAGAACCAUCCUCGAGAUCGUGGAGCCAGCCGCAAACCACAACGGAGGCCAGCUGCUGUUCGGUCUCGAUGGAUGUUUGUACAUCUUCACGGGAGACGGUGGAAAAGCUGGCGAUCCAUUUGGGAAGUACGGCAACGCGCAGAACAAGAGUACUCUGUUGGGAAAAGUGCUCCGCAUUGAUGUUGAUGGAAGUGACUCCAGUGGGCAGCAGUACAGGAUCCCCCCUGAUAACCCAUUCCUGCGUGACCCGGAGGCCCGUCCAGAGUUGUACGCAUACGGGGUCAGGAACAUGUGGCGCUGCUCUGUGGACCGCGGAGACUCGGUCAGCCGCUACGGCAGGGGCCGGAUAUUCUGUGGAGACGUGGGUCAAAACCGCUACGAGGAAAUCAACAUCAUUGUGAAGGGAGGAAACUACGGAUGGAGAGCCAAAGAGGGCUUUGAGUGCUAUGAUAUUAAACUGUGCUACAACUCCUCCAUGAAUGACAUCCUCCCCAUAUUUGCAUACAGCCAUCAUGUUGGGAAGUCUGUGACAGGGGGAUAUGUGUACAGAGGAUGUGAGUCACCCAAUCUGAACGGACUGUACAUCUUUGGAGACUUCAUGAGUGGUCGAGUCAUGGCGUUGGAGGAAGAUAAACCAACAGGAAACUGGAAGGAGAGACGUGUUUGUAUGGGGGAAACAAAGACCUGCUCAUUUCCUGGACUCAUCAAUCACCACCACCAGUUCAUCAUCUCGUUUGCGGAGGAUGAAUCCGGGGAACUUUAUUUUUUGGCCACCGCGUACCCCAGUGCCACGUCUCCUCAUGGAACUGUUUUCAAAUUCAUGGACCCCUCCAGGAGAGCUCCUCCAGGAAAAUGUAAGCAGAAGCCGCUGCCUGUCAAAGUCAGGGGGAAAACGGUUCCUUUUGUGCCGCGAGAAUUGACUUUGCUGGACACGAAUGAAAAACCGACCAGACCACCACCAAGAAAAUUCAAACUCCCCACCAAACCAACGGUGACGAGGAGCAACGUCACGCCUACGACAGCCGCCGCCAGCGAGGCCACGACGGGCGCUGCCGUGAAGCCGAAAUGGAAAUCACUGGAUAAGAAAGCGAGGAAGGUGAAUAAGUUGCAACUGUGGAAGAAAAAGAAAGUGCUAAAAAAAAAGCAGCAGCUGGCUAAAGCACGAACGAAGAAGAAAGCCGUGAGACAGAAAUCCAAAAAGACGACUGCGGUGAUGAAAAGUAAAAACCAACGGGUAACGGAACUGCCAAAGCUGUUUUAAAAGAGACAACGGCCUGAAGCAAAGCACAAUCCCCAUGAGGAAGGUGGCUGCUUCAGUCGGACAUCAGAAAAAACAGCAUUGAGUUGAAAGAAUCUGCCAAACAAAAUCAUUCCUUCAUGAACAAAACUAUCGCUUACACGAUGGGAAAACGCAUAUAUUUUCAUGCGUUUUGGCCUUUCAUUUACACAAAGGUUGUCAAACGUCACAGUA